Ruditapes philippinarum (Manila clam) is the source of this 870-nucleotide messenger RNA. RefSeq names its product notchless protein homolog 1-like. Gene Ontology annotation, cellular component: nucleolus. NCBI's taxonomy places the organism in Eukaryota, Metazoa, Mollusca, Bivalvia, Venerida, Veneridae. Gene Ontology annotation, molecular function: protein binding. The record is from RefSeq and is a predicted model, not a curated record. Gene Ontology annotation, biological process: ribosomal large subunit assembly; Notch signaling pathway.
GAAGAAAAAGUUCCGUAUUCAUUCUUUGUCAAUGACAAAGAGAUCACAGAAAGUCUUGACAACACCCUUGAUGAAAAGACACUAGAAGGUUCAGAGCAAGUAUUAGAUAUCAUAUACCAGCCGCAGGCAGUGUUUAAGGUUCGAGCUGUCACAAGAUGUACCAGUUCAAUACCAGGUCAUGCGGAGGCUGUAAUAGCAGCACAGUUCAGUCCAGAUGGAAGAUAUUUGGCAAGUGGUUCAGGGGAUACAACUGUAAGAUUUUGGGAUGUAAAUACAGAAACCCCACAGUAUACUUGUAAAGGACAUAAACACUGGAUAUUGGCAAUAGCUUGGUCACCAAAUGGCAAAAAAUUGGCCUCAGGAUGUAAAAAUAGCCAGGUUUGUGUAUGGGAUCCAGCCACAGGAAAACAGAUAGGAAAAACUUUAUCACUUCAUAAACAGUGGAUUACUUGGUUGGCAUGGAAACCAUUACAUCUAGAUCCAGAAUGCAGAUUUUUAGCAAGCUCUUCAAAGGAUGCGACAGUUCGGAUAUGGGACACAGUGUUGUCACAGUGUACAGUUUGUAUAUCGGGGCAUUUACAAUGUGUGACAUGCGUGAAAUGGGGCGGGACAGACCUGUUAUAUACAGCUUCACAAGAUAGAACUAUUAAAGUCUGGAAAAGUGAUGGAAUGUUAUGUCGGACAUUACAAGGUCAUGGUCACUGGGUAAACAUUCUAGCACUGAGCACAGAUUAUGUAAUGCGAACAGGUGCUUUUGAUCCAAGGGAUGAUGAGCAGGUGUAUGGAGAACAGACAUUAUCAAGUAAGUUUUAUUUUAUUUUUUAUAUUUGUAAUGUCAUAUACAUGUACUGGUAAAAAAAAUAAAAAAAC